Helicoverpa armigera (cotton bollworm) is the source of this 599-nucleotide messenger RNA. RefSeq lists its product as uncharacterized. The record is from RefSeq and is a predicted model, not a curated record. The coding region runs from base 100 to 582 and encodes 160 amino acids. Lineage: Eukaryota; Metazoa; Arthropoda; Insecta; Lepidoptera; Noctuidae. The transcript has 4 exons.
UAAACACUGCAUUGUUCGAUUUAAAGAGGUAAUGAGUGCUAUCGAAAAUAUGAUUAAGUACGCUUGAUACAGUGGCGACGGAUUGUUUAUUUGCGCAAAAUGGAUUUCCAAAUAAAAAUAGUGUUGUUUUUUGUUGCUUGUGUGUUUGGUGGAACCACAGGUCAAUUGCGUUGCUACACCUGUAGCUUUUCAUCAGUGGACUCCAAUCAGGAUUGUCUCGUCAUAACAAAUGACACUAACACUGUUGACUGCCCGCAUACAUAUUGUACCAUUUUGAGACAAGAAUAUGUGGAUCCUGUAGGUGAAGUCGCUAGUUUUACACGUGGCUGUUCAAGCCAACCUGAUUACCUGAACCAUGAAAUAAUUGAUUCUACCUUCAGGACAUUCUACAGGGCCUGUACGAGUGACCUUUGCAAUAUCGGUAACGGUAUACAAUCAGUGGUCGGCGGCAACUUAUCUCCAACACGUGAAUACAAUGGAAAGAACCUCCUCGUACCGGGUACAGGUGGCGGCUCAGCUAACAUAAAAAUAAGCUUUUUCAUUUUAAUUCUAAGUGUAUUUUUUGUUAUGAACAUUACAUAAGCUUUCUUUUACAGUAA